Molecule: messenger RNA, 261 nt
Organism: Bursaphelenchus okinawaensis
Lineage: Eukaryota; Metazoa; Nematoda; Chromadorea; Rhabditida; Aphelenchoididae
Source: the annotation of a GenBank genome assembly
AUGUUGUUCAUGAUAUUCCUUCUAUCCCUUACGUUGUCCGCCUUCUGCAGUCCCAUCUACUCAGACCAGCCAAUACCCAUGAUAAUUGAAAUCCCCACCGACGACAUACGAUCCAUGGCCAACGUGAAACGACAACUAAAAGGUACAGUAACCCGCGACGAAAGCGAUACCGUAUAUUCAGCCUUUGCAGAGCCCACAAAUACACGCAAAUUGAACGCGAUGAGUAUGAUGCGGGCGUUGAUCAACCUAAGACGAUACUGA